Aspergillus affinis is the source of this 696-nucleotide messenger RNA. RefSeq lists its product as uncharacterized. The transcript has a single exon. NCBI's taxonomy places the organism in Eukaryota, Fungi, Ascomycota, Eurotiomycetes, Eurotiales, Aspergillaceae. Bases 1 to 696 code for a protein of 231 amino acids. The record is from RefSeq and is a predicted model, not a curated record.
AUGGUCUUCCCAAGGAUCCUUACCUCCUUCUCUCGCUCCUACUCGGGCUCCGGGUCGGUAUUCAAACAGCCUGUCCCCGAUAGCGAGCGUCGCGACGAAGACCGACCGUCGCCGUCUUCCUCCACGUCCACCAUCCAGCCUCUCAAGAGAUCCGAAGAGAGUGAAGAUGUCACCCCCACAAACGCCUAUACGCCUCGUGGUCGCCCCGCUUCCGCUAAGCUCGAGGACAAGAAGGCGGAGAAGGCAAGCUCGAACGAUGGGGGAUGGAGCUACGGCCUCGAAAGCGACAACAGCGAUAUAAGCACACUCGAUCUCGGUCCUAGUGUCACGAUCUCGACGCCGACUCCCGAGGCCACGACUCCUCUCGCUACCCAUCCGGAGUAUCCGUUUACGCCGCUUCCCCGGUCAGAGUCGCAGGGUGAUCCGUUCGAUCAGAUUAGCUCCCCGGAGCGACAGCCCGACUCGCCGGUAGUGUAUAAGACGGAGGAGUCCGAUCAACGGGCGAACGAUGUUCCUGCUCCUCAGGAGAAAGGGCCAGCGAAGACGCCGGCUCGACCGCCGAAACGCAAGUCCGAUACGGUGGUGGCCACGUUCCGCACGUUGUCGUCGUCGGGGUCGUCGCUGUUCGCAGGUCUCAGGCCGGGGGUGAACCGCGCGAGGACGUCGUUCCGCCGGGGUGGUGCGUUGAGUGACUAG